AUGGGGACUGCAGCUUCUGUCUCAGAUAUAAACAUCGAAGAAACAAUAGAAGAAGAAAUUGUACCCGAUGAUAGAAUCGUUUACGAUAUAGAACGAGAAAAUCAAACUAAUGAUACACCGGAACAAUCCCCUAGUUGGUGUCCUAGUGACAAUUUUUUCGACACUAACAGUGACCACCAAGAAGAAUAUUAUUCCGAUGAUUCUAAAGAACCUUCUCAAUCUGGUUUAGUAUCAGAACGCUUGGAGGUUGUCCUGAAACCGAAAAAAAUAAAUUGUCAUGUAUGCAAUAUAUGUGGCAAAAAUUUUCCCUCCCAAUCGCGUUUAGCGAAACAUUCAAAAUUUCAUACGGAUUCCAAUAUUGUGCUGGAUCACAUGAAUUUUCUCGUUUGCAAGACUUGUAGGACGAUGUUCCUCAGAGAGGAAGAUUUAAAUGAUCACAAUAGACAAUCCUGCGAUCGUUUCGAUUUAGCUGAUGAUGUUCAUGAUCGUUGUCGAGAUGAGGAGCAAUAUCUACAAAGUUUUGCGGGGGGAAUUUGUGGACUUUGUGGUGCAAAGUUUGACGAAACGAUACACCUGAAGCAACACAUCAUUACUCAUUUGGACAAGUUUCCAUGCCCUGUGGAAGGUUGUGGGUGUGAGUAUGCAUCGCUGGCCAGAUUAAGCAUUCACAUCAGUAAUCAGCAUGUGGAUUAUCUUUCACCAAAAUGUCCGCAUUGCCAGGAGGAAAUAGAUCGCGUUGAUUUGAGGCAACACAUGCGACUGUAUUGCAAGGCGAAGCAAUUCAAAUGCACCCACUGUGAUAAAAUGUUCCUAUCGUCGCAAGCUUUAUCGCAGCAUCUUAGAAAUUUAGAGCAAACAUUUCAGUGCUCGCAAUGCGACAAAUUUCUAGCAUCGCAUUCAUCUUUACGGUUACACGAACGAACUCAUACAGGAGAGCGGCCAUAUGUGUGCACGGUUUGCCAAAAAUCAUACAAGACGGCUAGCUUGAGAACAGCUCAUAUGGACACGCAUAUCGAAGGCAAAACAUUCAAAUGCAGCAUGUGUGGUAAAAGCCUGCAAACUCGUGCCUCUUAUCGCAACCAUGUCAAGCGCCAUUUGGAAGAGCGUAAUCACGCAUGCGUAGUCUGUGGCAAGAAGUUCUUUCAAAAGUGCACCCUCCGAGUACACCUUAAAACGGUUCAUAGGAUAACACAUGUUCCCAACUCUUAA
Molecule: messenger RNA, 1209 nt
Organism: Anopheles nili
Lineage: Eukaryota; Metazoa; Arthropoda; Insecta; Diptera; Culicidae
Product: zinc finger protein 501-like
Exons: 3
Coding region: 1-1209 (402 amino acids)
Source: RefSeq, a predicted model, not a curated record